Messenger RNA from Emiliania huxleyi CCMP1516, 396 nucleotides. RefSeq lists its product as hypothetical. NCBI's taxonomy places the organism in Eukaryota, Haptophyta, Isochrysidales, Noelaerhabdaceae. The coding region runs from base 1 to 396 and encodes 131 amino acids. The record is from RefSeq and is a predicted model, not a curated record. The transcript has a single exon.
AUGCGAGUGGGAGUGCUGUGGCGCCUCCCCUGCCUUCUCGCCCUGCUCCUAUCGCUCCCACAAGCUGGCUGCCUCACCCUCUGCGGCCGGCGCAGCCUUGCUCCGCUUGCGCUCGUCGCUGCAGCCGCGCCGGCGUCCUGCCUCGCUGCCGAGCCUGUGCCUGCUCCGGCUUGCGACGACGCCUGCAUGGCAGCACGCGUAGCGCGGAAGCGCGAGCUUCUCGCCAAACAGGACCGCAAAGCGAAGGCUGGGACGGCUGCGAUUUUUGGCGCUGACUGGCAAAAGGGAGUCCGCGAGGAGAAGGCGGCGAGAAAGCCAGAUGCUGCCUCGGCGGGUUUCUCGAGUCCGUUUUUGCUCCCAGGCGAUGUCGGAGGAGUGAACCUUCAACGCAAGUAG